AGAUGGGAGCGCGGGUUAGUAUGAAACUCGCUAGUAGCUGGAUGCCUAGUGCCAAAACAUGGAUAUACCUACCAGACCGAGGAUGAGGAUGCGAAUCUCCUUCUUCGUCCAGAGGAAGGACCACAUACGAGACAAGGAGCCUCCCAUGUUGACAACUCUUAACAGCGACAGGAGCAGAGUAACACUGGGACAGAGGGGGGGCCGCGGAGUUGGACAAGAGAAUGACGGACUAGCGAGAGAUAUUGCGGAGGGAGGGUCGGGCGUCGAGCGGUGGCGGAGAGGAUGCGGCGAACACGAAAAGGACUCGCUCCAAACUGAGGGCACCAGCUAAGGGGAUGCGAGGAGGUGUAGCAGGUCAACGAAGAGUCGAUUUAACGGAACUGAAUAAAACACAGCUUGACACGAGACAAGGCCACGAUCAAGAGCUGACUAAAUGGCAUGGAGGGAUGGUUGGUGGCCAUCAUUGGCCCGCGGUCUCCUGCCGAUCGGCCUGGCCCAAGCUCAAAUCAACUAAGGAUGGCUUGGAUGGGGAUGCGGUUCACUACCGCUCGCUCUCCGGUGUUGGUUUCCCAUCAUUCAAUUGUCGUCGGAUUCCUACCUUUCCUUCCCUCCCUCCCCAGCCACGAUACCUUUCGCUCCAUCAUCCCUCUUCACCUCUUCCCCACGCGCCACCUCACCGUUGGGAUGCACCUGAUCUGAAUCCGAAUCUACUCCUUCCGACAUCCUUCGCGAUCCGCUCGCGAUUUGACCCGGUCAACUUUCUCACUCACACCCUACUCAGAGAUUACCGGCUGCCGGUCUAGCAACACAUCAUGGUCGGCAAGAAGUCGGGAAAGGCUCUCCUUCGGGAUGAAGGUACGUGUUCAGCGGUCCAAUAAGCGAUUAUGCCUUC
Molecule: messenger RNA, 892 nt
Organism: Aspergillus vadensis CBS 113365
Lineage: Eukaryota; Fungi; Ascomycota; Eurotiomycetes; Eurotiales; Aspergillaceae
Exons: 1
Coding region: 336-803 (155 amino acids)
Source: RefSeq, a predicted model, not a curated record